This is a messenger RNA of Saprolegnia parasitica CBS 223.65, 1176 nucleotides long. RefSeq lists its product as hypothetical. Bases 1 to 1107 code for a protein of 368 amino acids. The record is from RefSeq and is a predicted model, not a curated record. The transcript is spliced from 2 exons. Lineage: Eukaryota; Oomycota; Saprolegniomycetes; Saprolegniales; Saprolegniaceae.
AUGGCGGCGAACGGCGAGCAAGCCCGCCUCCAGGCCAGCAUCCAAGCCAAAGCCAGCCCCGAGACCCGCCUCCAACCCGCCCCGAAGCCUGCCUCCAAUCCAGCCCCAAAGCCUGCUUCCAACCCCGCCCCGAAGCCUGCCUCCAACCCAGGCCCGAAACCCGCCUCCAAUCCAGCGCCGAGACCAGUGGCCAACCCCGGCCCCCGGCCUGCGCCCAAUCGAGCCCCCGCCUCGCGGAGCCCUGCGUACGUCGCGUAUGUGACGCCGAGGCCGCUCUGGGUCUCGAGGCCCAAUCGCAUCGUCGUGGUCUUCAGCUCGCAUUCGUUUUGGUCCAAGCGAUCGUCGUGCGCGACGCGCUACUGCGACAGCAACUACGCGGCCUGCAACUCGAUCUACAGCUUCGACGAAUGCGCGUGCGUCCCGGACUUGCUCCAGUGCAUCCAGGCCAAGUGCCGGACCGAGUAUACGGCCGCCAUCGCCGAGUGCGAGAGCGCCAUCCGCCGCGAUACGCUCUGCCGCCUCUCGUGCGCGCCGGCCGCACCCGUGGACUGGACGACCGAGUACGUCGCCACCAACUACAGCGUCGUCGUGGAGCUUUUGAUUGAAGGCAUGACGUCGUCCGCGUGGGAGAGCUAUGGCGUCGACGUCUCCCAGCUGCUCGUUGACGCACAGGUGAAUGCCACGAGCAAGAACGACACCCUCCUCGCUGCGUGGCCCGUCUACGUCACGACACCGCCGUACAACGUCGUCAAUGGCUCGGCCGCCGCGCUGCAGAUGACGGCCGAAGUGAUCACGGACGAUCCGGAUGGCAUGCUCGAAGUGCAAUCGUUCUUCCUCAACGAGUCGACGACCCAAUGGCUGGCAUCGACCUUGUGGGACUACGGCGUCCUUCACGACACGAAUCAGCUGGCCAUCACCAGUGUCCAAACUCUCGUGGUACCGCUCAACAGCACAACACCAUCGACGUCCAGCGACAACUCGACAGCCGCGCUCCUUGGCGUCGGCGUCGGGAUUGUCGUCGGCCUUGGCCUCUUAGGGCUAGGGUAUUAUUGCCACACGCGCCGCCGUCGCCCCGCCGCCGUCGCGUGCGUUGGUCAAAAAGGAUAACGUGCGACAUGUAUAAUUUGCUCACUAGGAGUACCCAGGAGUACCAGAAAUGUAUUCAAUAUUGUCCCA